GCUGUCCCGCAGACGGCGGUGGAGGAGCUGAUGGCCAGCACGGCGUACCUGGAGCUGUUCCUGCGCAGCGUCAGUGACCCGGCCCUGCUCCAAACCUUCCUGCGCUUCAUCCUGCUGCACCGGCACGACAACAGCACCAUCCUCGACACGCUCGUCGCCCGCAUCGCCGCCAACUCCCGGCUCUGCAUGGUGUCUCUGAGUCUCUUCCGCACGCUGCUGAACCUGAACUGCGAGGACGUGAUGCUGCAGCUGGUGCUCAGGUACCUGAUCCCCUGCAGCCACGUCAUGCUGAGCCAGAGGCGGGCGGUGAAGGACCUGGACAUCUACGGCAAGACGGCCGCCAAGUUCCUGUCGCUGAUCCCGCGCUGCUGCCGGGCCGAGAGCCUGCCCGCGCCCGACCGGGAGGAGCACGCCACCUGGGCCAAAGGUGGGCCGGCCCCUGGGACCAGGCCUGCGGUAACGCUCCCUCUCGGCUCUCUCCUCGCAGCCCAUGGGAGCCCCACUGUGGACACCUCUUUCGUGGUCACCGUGCCCAAGCCCUCCACGCCCUCCCGCCUCGCCUUCUUCAUGCGCCAGCAGAGCUGCAGCUCGGAGGCGGGGAGCCCGGCGCCCCGCUCGCCCGGCCUGGCCACGCCCACCGGGAGCCCCUCCCACCGCCCGGCCCGGUGGGAAGAGGUGGCGGAGCUGGAUGGGAACUACCUGGAGUACCUGCGGGACGCUCAGCUCAGUGUGGAGCAGUGCGUGCUGGCCUGCCGCAUCUGGUCAGCCCCCUAUGAUGGGGAGCGGCCGAGCGCCGGCCCCGCCGGUCCCCCCGGCCCCGCCUCCCCGCGCACUAAGAAGAGGGGCCUGCCAGAGGAGGGCGGGGGGCCGGCCGGGGCCCCCAGCAGCAGUGAGCCCAGCGCCGGCCCCCCCAUGCCCGACGUCGAGGACUCGGCCCCUCUCCUGAACGGGGCCCCCGGGGCGGAGCCGAGCCGGCCCAGCAGGCCGGACGGGGACGUGGUGGUGAAGAAGGUGCGCCGGGGCCCCCCCUCCGCCGGCUCGGAGCGGGAGCAGAGGGGGCUCAAGGCCCAGGCGGAGAACGGCUCCCCCACCGCCCCGGCCCUGGCCUGGGAGCAGCCGUCCGUGGACUCCCUGAUCGACGAGCUGCUGGCCCGGGCGCCCAGCGAGCCCAACGGCUCCAGCCUGAGCAUCGAGAGCUUCUCGCGGGAGCUGCGGGAGCUGGAGGCUGAGCUGCAGAGUGGGGCUGGGCAGCCCCCCGCCUCGCCUGCCGGGCCCCUCUCCCGGGAGGAGGAGGAGGAGGCUGAGGCUGACGAGAG
This is a messenger RNA of Terrapene triunguis (Three-toed box turtle), 1316 nucleotides long. RefSeq names its product FTS and Hook-interacting protein-like. NCBI's taxonomy places the organism in Eukaryota, Metazoa, Chordata, Testudines, Emydidae. The annotation marks the transcript as partial. The transcript has 4 exons. Gene Ontology annotation, cellular component: FHF complex. The record is from RefSeq and is a predicted model, not a curated record. Gene Ontology annotation, biological process: endosome to lysosome transport; endosome organization; early endosome to late endosome transport.